Raphanus sativus (radish) is the source of this 579-nucleotide messenger RNA. RefSeq lists its product as uncharacterized. The coding region runs from base 1 to 579 and encodes 192 amino acids. Lineage: Eukaryota; Viridiplantae; Streptophyta; Magnoliopsida; Brassicales; Brassicaceae. Gene Ontology annotation, molecular function: RNA-DNA hybrid ribonuclease activity; nucleic acid binding. The record is from RefSeq and is a predicted model, not a curated record. The transcript has a single exon.
AUGGCCUUUGAAGACAAGCUUACUGCGAUCAUACAACAAGUUCCAACACUUCCGGACCAUCUACGACACCUUCCAUGGUGGAUCCUCUGGCGAAUAUGGAAAUGCAGAAACAAGAUGCUCUUCCAGAACCAAACUAUACAUUGGAGAUCAACGCUACAAGCAGCAUACUUUGAUACAAAAGAAUGGUUGGAAGCCUAUCAAUUCUUAGAUACUGAUAAUAACAGAAGGAGUCAAAACAGGAAUGUGGAAACACAGCAACACAAAUGGAUCCGACCACCAUCUGGAUAUACAAAAUGCAACUAUGAUGGAGCUUUUAGUAAUACAGAGAGAGGAGCGAAAGCAGGAUGGAUAAUAAGAGAUGAUAUGGGAAUAUUCAAAGGAGCAGCAAAUGCCACAAUACGUUAUCCUAAAACGGCUUUGGAAGGAGAACUACAAGCUCUGUUAUUUGCAAUAAUGAACUGCUGGAGUAAAGGACAUCACAAAAUUCUCUUUGAGGGAGACAAUAUCACUGUGUUGAAGCUGAUCAAAGGAGAAACUAUAAACAUUGAUGUCACCAACUGGAUCAAGGAUAUAAGAUGA